Molecule: messenger RNA, 390 nt
Organism: Naegleria gruberi
Lineage: Eukaryota; Heterolobosea; Eutetramitea; Acrasida; Naegleriidae
Exons: 1
Coding region: 1-390 (129 amino acids)
Source: RefSeq, a predicted model, not a curated record
AUGUUUCAUCAUUACAUUCCAGCUGCCUCUCUUCUUCUUUCGGGUAUUGUCCACUUGUUGCCACUAUCUGGCCUUCUAGGAUCAAGGCAAUUAGAGAAAUUAUAUGGAAUUCCAAUCAAUGAGGAGAAUCUUGAAAUUUUAAUGAGACAUAGAGCUGUACUAUUUGGAUUACUUGGAACUUUUCAUUGUUAUGGAGCAUUUAGACCAGAAUUGUAUGGAUUGGCAUUUGGAUCUGGUAUUGUUAGUGUGGCAUCCUUUAUUUGGUUGAGUAGAUUAUCAAAAAAACAGUCAAUGGUAAAUAGACAGAUUGUAAGAGUUUGUAAUGUUGAUAUUGUUGUGUUGAUGGCAUUGUCUCUUGGAAUGAUUACCUCAAUAUAUUUCAAUGAAUAA